GUUUAAGGCCAAAGCUUUCCCUCAAAUUCUAUUGCAUUUGGGUGCUCCUCUCUCUUCUUCCUCAGCUGGUCUUCGCUGCUUCUACACGAGAGAGUAUUUGUUUGCAAUUAACAAUGGCAAGCACUUCAUCCAACACCCUUGAGGUCAAUGUUAGCAGCAUCAACUUUAAGACCUUAGUGAUUGACAAUGGUAGCGAACCGAUCCCUCAAUAUCCUUUCAAUGUUUUCUGUCCCAAGUCCCUCAUGUUUGUGCUCCCUGAAGAUCCCAAGGACUUGCUAGAAGUCUUGAUGAAGGUCAAUUCAACCCAAGGCAUGUUUACGAGUCUCAUCAAAAUGUAUGAUGCUUUGUUAACCGAUGGCCUCAAGCAUCAGACCAGGGAGAUUGAUGCUCAAAUCGACAAAGAUGUGGUGUCUGAGGUGGUUGUCUACACAGGCAUCAUUGAGGAGUAUGCAGACGCCGGUAAGACCAAGGAGGCGCUGACGGUGUUCAAGCGCAUGUUACUCUUUGAUGUCACCCCCAAUGCUUACACUUACAGUGUGCUCAUUAAGGCACUUGCUUCAGAUCCAGACCCCAGUUCUGUCGGGCUUGCCAAGGAUUUCGUGCUGGAAAUGAUGCACAAGGGAAUGCAGCCCAAUGCCAGGACAUACACUGCCGUGUUUGAGGCAUUUGCUGGGCAUGAGAAGAUGGAGCAGGCCAAUGCCAGGACAUACAGCCGUGUUUGAGGCAUUUGCUGGGCAUGAGAAGAUGGAGCAGGCCAAGCAGUUUCUGGAUGAGAUAAAAGCUAAUGGCUUUGUGGCUGACAGGAAGGCAAUGAAGGCUAUGAGACAUGUUCUAAAGGGCAGUAUAGGCCAUGUGGUUAGAACCAUAGCCGACAUUCUCUUUGAUGAUCCAGAAGACUAUUCAGACUACUCAGAUGAUGAUGAUGAUGUUAUAAAGAAGAUUAGCAAAGAGAUGGACUGGUCGAGGUUCCCUCCUGAUAGCUAUUUAUCUUUCUGCAAGAAACAAAUCAUUGAGAAUGACCCAGAAAACCCCAAAGAUUUGGAAGAUGUCUUUGACACAAUGCGCAAGGCGGACCCUGUCACCUUCACUAUGGCCAGAAUGAUCAACAUGCUGAGGAAAGACCGAUUUAUGUCCCAGGCCGAAGAGAUAUUUGUCAAGAUGGACUUGGAUCGCAUUAUACCUGAAGUUGUGACACACACUGGUGUCAUUGAGAUCUAUGCCAAGGCAUACGAGGCCAAGGAGGCUCUCAAGGUGUUUGUGCGCAUGUUAUCCCUUGGUGUCACCCCCAAUGCAUACACUUACAGUGUUCUCAUUAAGGGACUCGCUAAAGAUCCCAACUUUCUUGGUGAUGCCAAGAAGUACACUCUGGAAAUGAUGGAUAAGGGAAUGCAGCCCAAUGCCAGGACCUACAUCGCUGUGUUUAAGGCCUUUGCCAGGCUAAAGGAUUUCAAUGUGGAGAAGGGCAAGGAGUUUCUGAAGGAGAUGAAAGCGAAGGGGUUUGUUCCUAAAAAGAAGGCUGUGAUGGAGGUUUUGAAGGGAAAAAAAAGGACAUGUGGUUAAAACGGUAAUCAACAUUCUCUUUGGCAAGUAGAUCUAUUGCCCAAUAUUGGAUUAGUGCUAACAGUUAAAAGCCCGAAUUCUGAAAUCAAAUUGUAAUGUUUAUGUUUCUGAUGUCCUAACUUCUGUUGUGUGGGAAUGAAUUAGGAUUGUGAUCAUGUUAGAUACACUAUCAACUGGAUUAGGAAAUGUUUGUGAUCGAUGAAACUUUUGUUGUUCUGUGGAUAUGUAUCUCAUGUCCUAGCUGCUUUUAUCUCAUUCCUUUUGUGUUGA
Rosa rugosa (rugosa rose) is the source of this 1830-nucleotide messenger RNA. RefSeq names its product pentatricopeptide repeat-containing protein At4g38150-like. The coding region runs from base 634 to 1560 and encodes 308 amino acids. Gene Ontology annotation, molecular function: protein binding. The transcript is spliced from 3 exons. The record is from RefSeq and is a predicted model, not a curated record. Lineage: Eukaryota; Viridiplantae; Streptophyta; Magnoliopsida; Rosales; Rosaceae.